Molecule: messenger RNA, 1497 nt
Organism: Kogia breviceps (pygmy sperm whale)
Lineage: Eukaryota; Metazoa; Chordata; Mammalia; Artiodactyla; Physeteridae
Source: RefSeq, a predicted model, not a curated record
UUGUAGUUUUCAAGUCUUGUUACCUCCUUGGUUAAAUUUUUUCGUAAGUGGUAUUUUAUGCUAUUAAAUUGAAAUUUUUAAUGCUGUUGUAAACUGAACUGUUUCUUAAUAUUCUUUUCAGAGUGUUCAUUUGCUUAGUGUAUAAAAAUAUGAAUGAUUUUUGUGUUGAUCUUAUAUUCUGCAACUUUGCUUAGUCUGUUGUAUGAUUACUUAAAUGCGAAAAGACACUAACACAACACUGUAAAGCAGCUAUACUCCAAUAAAAAUUUUAAAAAUAAAUAAAAAAUUUAAAAAGUAAAAAAAAAGAAAAGAAAAUACACCAUGAGUUCAUACUAAUAUUUCUAAGUCUGAUUUUGUUUCCAGUUUAAGGGUUUAGGAUUAUAAGAUUUUCCCUUUAACUUUUUAAAGAUUUAUAUUUAUAGCUCUUCUUUUACACUGAAAGUCUUGGAGAGUGAUGAAUUACUUGCCAUGUUACUUAUAUAUACAUAUGUGUAUUAGUAUUAUUAUUUUGAGCUUAUUUUAGAAAAUGGUUGCUGAAAACAUUUGCCAGUUCCACCACCACUGGGGUGGCUUCGUUAUUCUCAACAGUGGCGGAGUCCUUGGCCACUUCUCUGCACUAUGUCAGGUGGCCUCCUGAAGGCGCUGCGCAGCGACUCCUACGUCGAGCUGAGCCAGUACGGGCCAGCACUUCUGGGUCUCAUUACUUUAGAAAGUUUCACAUCAUAACCAUCAUGAAUUUCAAGCAUCCUGCAAGAUUCAAACAGUGAACGGAUUCAACUUUUGCUGUUGUUUAUCUCUGCAGUCUAAAGCCUAUAGCUUCAUUUAGGUAGUAGUAAGAUACUGUCUUAUAGAAUUUCUACAGUGUUUCCUGAAUGGGUGACAAUGAAGAACAGGAAAAAUUACUGAAGAAAAGCUGUGCAUUGUAUGUUGGAAAUCUUUCCUCUUAUACAACUGAAGAACAAAUCUAUGAACUCUUAAGCAAAAGUGGUGGCAUAAAAUCAUCAUGGGUCUGGAUAAAAAUGAAGAAAACAGGGUUCUGCUUUGUGGAAUACUAUUCAAGACCAGAUGCAGAAAAUGCCAUGCGGUACAUAAAUGGAACUUGUCCAGAUGACUGGAUCAUUCGCACAGACUGGGACGCAGGCUUUAAGCAGGGCAGGCAGUACGGCCGUGGGUGUUCUGGGGGCCAGGUACGAGAUGAGUAUUGUCAGGACUAUGAUGCUGGGAGAGGAGGCUAUGGAAAACUGGCCCCAAACCAGUGAGUGGUGAGAGUCCCAUCAUGAAAAACUCACUCCUUUGGCCUGUUGAAUUUGACUUGCGUUACCCAAGGUCUGCGAACCUGCCCAUUUUUACCAAGCUUUAAUCAAUGUCUCUACUGAGCUGGAAGCCUCCUCAUGGUUUUCCACUUAAAAAUUAUUAAAGGACAUAAUCCAAAAGAAUGCCUUUAAUUCUAUAGUCUUAGCAUCUUGGUCGUGUGUCAGAUUACCAGAAUGAUUUGAG